AUGUCGUUCCGCAAGGUGGUGCGGCAGAGCAAGUUCCGGCACGUGUUCGGGCAGCCCGUGAAGACGGAGCAGUGCUACGAUGACAUCCGCGUGUCGCGCGUCACCUGGGACAGCACCUUCUGCGCCGUCAACCCGGCCUUCGUGGCCAUCAUCGUGGAGGCGAGCGGCGGCGGCGCCUUCCUCGUGCUGCCCCUGCACAAGACGGGGCGCAUCGACAAGUCCUACCCCACGGUGUGCGGGCACACGGGCCCCGUCCUCGACAUCGACUGGUGCCCCCACAACGACCACGUCAUCGCCAGCGGCUCGGAGGACUGCACCGUCAUGGUGAGGG
Nothoprocta perdicaria is the source of this 331-nucleotide messenger RNA. Its product is annotated as coronin-1B-like. Gene Ontology annotation, molecular function: actin filament binding. The record is from RefSeq and is a predicted model, not a curated record. The transcript is spliced from 2 exons. Gene Ontology annotation, biological process: cell migration; actin filament organization. NCBI's taxonomy places the organism in Eukaryota, Metazoa, Chordata, Aves, Tinamiformes, Tinamidae. The annotation marks the transcript as partial.